Racocetra persica is the source of this 356-nucleotide messenger RNA. The record is from the annotation of a GenBank genome assembly. NCBI's taxonomy places the organism in Eukaryota, Fungi, Glomeromycota, Glomeromycetes, Diversisporales, Gigasporaceae.
AUCAAGGUGGGGUUUUACAUUAUGAAAAAUUAGAGCCUUGUGAAAUAAUGUGCCGUUAUCUUAUAGGAGAUGUUAGGCUUGAUGCUAAAAUUGUCCCAGAUGACUAUCAAAAGCCUACUAUGAUACAAAUCAUAGGAAGAUUUUCUAAUAUUUUUGACUUUGAAUUAUCAAAUUUACGGAUAGUUUAUGAAGGUUUAACCAAUAAAAAAGAUAUUUUUCUGUAUUAUCCUCUUAGCGCUCAAGAUAGGGAACGAGCCCAUAAAGAUUUUAUAUUAGAUACAGAUGUUUGUAAAAAGUAUGAAAAUUAUGUAUAUGAGAUUAGCAACAAGCAUUAUGCUUAUUGUGCUGCAAAAAUG